Messenger RNA from Pogoniulus pusillus (Red-fronted tinkerbird), 3031 nucleotides. It is a transcript of the gene KIFC3, whose product is annotated as kinesin family member C3. Bases 141 to 2906 code for a protein of 921 amino acids. Gene Ontology annotation, cellular component: microtubule cytoskeleton. Gene Ontology annotation, molecular function: ATP binding; microtubule binding; microtubule motor activity. The record is from RefSeq and is a predicted model, not a curated record. NCBI's taxonomy places the organism in Eukaryota, Metazoa, Chordata, Aves, Piciformes, Lybiidae. Gene Ontology annotation, biological process: microtubule-based movement. The transcript is spliced from 21 exons.
GAAGUGGCCAGGAAGGCGAGGAACGGCUCCGGGGCUGCCCUGCGCUGCCGCCCCCGCCGAGCGGGCACCGCGGGGCGGGCACCGACAGCACCGGCAGCACCGGCAGCGGGAGGAGUCGCCGCCCUUGGCACCUCCGUGCCAUGCUCGCAUCCCGCACAAGCUGGCGCUUGGGAUCCGCUUGGCAAACCGAGGGCUGCCGUCGCUGGGAGGGCCGGGGGCAGGACACGUUCGUCGCCGGGAGCAGGGCAGAGGCUUCUCGCCGGGCGCCGCCGCUGCUGCCUGCGGUGCUUCAGCGUCAGAUCCUCGACGUGAGCUGGCAGGACGCUGCCAACCCCAGCGGGCUCAGCCUGGCUCUGCAGGCCCUGCAGGAGACAGCAGGUGAGCAGCAGGAAGAGAGCCACCACCAGAGGCCAAAGGUGGGCACGGCAGAGCAGCCACCAGGGUGCCCCCACCGGCUGGCAGCUGCCACACCACUGCGGGCAGCCUCCAACAUGAACCUGGAGAAAGCAGGAGGGAGGCUCUGUGGUGGGAAACGUGCCAGCCUGCCAGCAGCUCGACCCUUCCCAGUGAUCCAGAAGGUGGUGGCUUCCAUGGCACAUCUGCAGGAGGAGAAGAUGAGGCUGCAGGAGGAGCUGCUUGGGCUGCGUGAGAAGUUGGCUGCCAGGGAGACCGAGGAGCUCUCUCACUCCCUUCAGCUGCAAAGCCAGGUGGAAGCUCUGAAGGCCAAGCUGCUGGAGCAGGCACAGGAGAUCAGCCGCCUGCGCUCCGAGCUGGGUGGCACGGACGCAGAGAAGCAGCGGGCACUGCUGGCAGCCGAGAACGAGCGCCUGCGGCAGGAGAUGAAGAGCUGCGAGGGGGAGCUGCUGGAGCUGCGCCGGCAGCAGCAACAGCAGCAGCAGGCACCGUGCCAGGACUGUGCCCACCUCCAGGAGAACGCUGAGCUGCAGGAGAGGCUGUGCCAGCUGCAGCAGGAGGCAGAGGAGGCGAGGGCCAAGCUGGCAGAGCUGGACCUGGAGGUGCAGCAGAAGACCAACCGCUUGGCAGAGGUGGAGCUGCGCCUCAAGGACUCCCUGGCAGAGAGGGCAGAGGAGGAGGAGAGGCUGAGCCGGCGGCUGCGGGACAGCCAGGAGACCAUUGCCAGCCUCAAGUCCCAGCCCCAGCAGGUAAAGUACAUCAUCAAGACGGUGGAGGUGGAGUCUGCCAAGGCAAAACAGGCCCUGUGUGAGAGCCAGUCCCGAAACCAGUACCUGCAGGAGCAGGUGGGCAUGCAGAGGCAGGUGCUGAAGGAGAUGGAGCAGCAGCUGCAGAGCUCCCAGAAGACCGUGGCCCAGCUGCGAGCUCAGAUGGUGAUGUAUGAGGCCGAGCUGGAGCGAGCCCACGGGCAGAUGCUGGAGGAGAUGCAGGCGAUGGAGGAGGAGAAGAACCAGGCCAUCGAGGAAGCCUUCUCCCGUGCCCAGGUGGAGAUGAAGGCAGUGCAUGAGAACCUGGCAGGGGUCAGGACCAACCUGCUGACGCUGCAGCCUGCCCUGCGCACCCUCACCCACGACUACAACAGCCUCAAGCGCCAGGUCCGAGACUUCCCCCUGCUCCUCCAGGAGGCUCUGAGGAGUGCCAGGGCCGAGAUCAGCCAGGCCAUCGAGGAGGUGCACAGCACCAACCGGGAGCUGCUGCGCAAGUACCGCCGCGAGCUGCAGCUGCGCAAGAAGUGCCACAACGAACUGGUGCGGCUGAAAGGGAACAUCCGCGUCUUCGGGAGGGUCCGGCCCAUCACCAAGGAGGACGGGGAGGGCCCCGAGGCUGCCAACGCUGUCACCUUCGACGCCGACGACGACGCCGUCCUGCACCUCCUGCACAAGGGCAAGCAGGUGUCCUUCGAGCUGGAUAAGGUCUUCCCCCCCCAGGCAUCCCAGGAGGAGGUGUUCCAGGAGGUCCAAGCCUUGGUCACCUCCUGCAUCGAUGGCUACAACGUCUGCAUCUUUGCCUAUGGCCAGACAGGGGCAGGGAAAACCUACACCAUGGAGGGCACAGCAGCCAACCCUGGGAUCAACCAGAGGGCUUUGCAGCUCCUCUUCUCCGAGGUGCGGGGCAAGGAGGCUGACUGGGACUAUGCCAUCAGUGUCAGCGCUGCCGAGAUCUACAACGAGUCCCUCAGGGACCUGCUGGGGAAGGAGCCCCAGGAGAAGCUGGAGAUCAAGCUGUGCCCAGAUGGCAGUGGGCAGCUCUACGUGCCAGGGCUGACCGAGUUCAGGGUGCAGAGCGUGGAGGACAUCAACAAGGUCUUCGAGUUUGGCCAUGUCAACCGUGCCACAGAGUGCACCAACCUGAACGAGCACAGCUCUCGCUCCCAUGCCCUCCUCAUCGUCACCGUCCGCGGCUUGGACCGCAGCACCGGGCUGAGGACCACGGGGAAGCUGAACCUGGUGGACCUGGCAGGGUCGGAGCGGGUCGGGCGGUCGGGCGCGGAGGGCAGUCGGCUCCGCGAAGCGCAGCACAUCAACAAGUCCCUGGCGGCUCUGGGCGAUGUCAUCUACGCCCUGCGCUCCCGCCAGGGCCACGUCCCCUUCCGCAACUCCAAGCUCACCUACCUGCUGCAGGACUCCCUCAGCGGGGACAGCAAGACCCUCAUGAUGGUGCAGGUGUCCCCUGCCGAGAAGAACAGCAGUGAGACCCUCUGCUCCCUCAAGUUCGCCGAGAGGGUUCGCUCCGUGGAGCUGGGACCUGGCGCCAGGAAGGCUGAGUUGGCUUCUUGGCCCAGCCAGGAGCAGCUGGAGGGUGACUCUGCAGGGCCCUCAGUGCCCCCCAGCCGUGGCCACGCAGCCCCCAGCCCAGGGCAGCUCUCCAGCCGCUCUGCCUCCAUCCGCAGGAGGCUCCAGACCUCAGGGAAGCUGAGGCCGGUGCCCGUGUGACGAGUGCCAGCCCUGGCACUAAAGCUGCUGCAGGACCCAGCCCCCUGGGGGUGCUCCGGAGUGCCAGCUGCUGGCAGACACAAAAGGCUGCUUCUGUGCCAGCCCUGGCACCAAAGCUGCUGCAG